UGGCCACCGAAGGCCCAGGAAAGCAACACAAAUGAGAGCAGGCACGGCGGGGGCCAGCAGAACCUGCCUCGAUCCGUGGGAAAGGAGUCAACGUAGCAGAGGAGAAAGCAGAGAGAGAUGGAGGACAGGAGGAAGAAGAAUCCACACCCUGCUCCUCCCUUCACUGAAGCAAGGUAGCGCUGUUCGACUCUUGGAUUCAUCCCCAAGUAUUCCUUCCCCAUCCCUUCCUUCUUCCCCAUCCGCUUCUUCUUCCCCACGCUAUAAACCAUUAAAAUAUUCGGCCCUAUUCACCCUAUGCGGCGCCUCCUCCCCCGUCGUCGUCGUAGAGGGAGAUUAUAACAGCGGAAGAAAUGGAUGAUUACCAUGGGAAACUCCUCUUCAGGGCUCUCCUCAUCGUCUUCUUAUUGGGAGCAGAGGCGGCGGAGGGGGCGAGAGUGUUCACCAUAAUCAACUACUGCAAGACGACGAUAUGGCCGGGGAUCACGCCGGGGAACAGCUUUAACGGCGGCGGGUUCCCACUGAAGCCCGGGGAAUCGGUGGUGUUCACGGCGCCGGUGGGAUGGUCGGGACGCAUCUGGGGGCGAACCGGGUGCGACUUCGACCGCGACGGGAACGGCUCGUGCCAGACCGGCGCCUGCGGCUCCGUCCUCAAGUGCUCCGCCUCCGGCCAGACCCCCGCCACCCUGGCCGAGUUCACCCUCGCCCCCUUGGACUUCUACGACGUCAGCCUCGUCGACGGCUUCAACCUGCCCAUCACGGUGACGCCGGUCAACGGGCAGGGUGGCAACUGCAGCUCCGCCGGCUGCGACGGCGACCUGCGCGACAACUGCCCCUCGGAGCUGGCCGUCAAGUUCGACGGCAAAACGGUGGCCUGCCGGAGCGCGUGCGACGUGUUCAACACCGACCAGUACUGCUGCCGCGGCGUGUUCGGCAACUCGGUGAUCUGCCAGCCGACGUACUACUCCAAGAUCUUCAAGCAAGCCUGCCCCGGCGCCUAUAGCUACGCCUACGACGAUCCCACCAGCAUCUUUACCUGCGUCGGCGGCGAUUACAUCGUCAGCUUCUGCACCAAAAGCCGGAAGCAGAGGGUGUGCACCUACCACAUCAACAAGCUGAUAUGCAGCGGAUCACCCGGACGAGGAGCAUCGUCGACAGGGAAAUGGCUGGCUGUGCUGCUCUUAGGAUUGGCGAGCAUGUGGUCGUCAUCGUGGCUGUGACACCACUGAAUUCUUUUCGUUCUUAUCUUUGGGAAAAGUCGGUGAGGAUGCCUCAAGAACAGGAUCCUCUGCUGUAAAGUUUAGAUUUUAUUCAUUUGGGUGGGCGAUGGUACUCCAAUCAUAUAUAUAUAUAUCUAUAUAUAUUCUUUCCACGAAUCAAGAAUGAUGCUGCUGCUGCUGCUUUUUCUC
Molecule: messenger RNA, 1406 nt
Organism: Musa acuminata AAA Group (dessert banana)
Lineage: Eukaryota; Viridiplantae; Streptophyta; Magnoliopsida; Zingiberales; Musaceae
Product: pathogenesis-related thaumatin-like protein 3.5
Exons: 3
Coding region: 351-1217 (288 amino acids)
Biological process (GO): defense response
Cellular component (GO): extracellular region
Source: RefSeq, a predicted model, not a curated record